AUGGCGCAAGAAAUACUUUUUCCCGUCAUUCAAGGACAUUGUUCUAUGAUGCACCCACCUGAGCCGACUGGUGGCGCAACAGACCUGAGCGAGGUAGCCAACGGAGCGCAGAGUCUUAAAAACACAUCCCGUUCACUUCAGACCCUAAAGCAAAGACCCAAAUUCGGAAUCGAUUCUAUACUCAGCGCCGCCGGGAUUAAAAGCGAUAUUCCACAACCGUCUAGAGGUGGACGUAAACUAGAUCCCGAAAUGUUGUCCCAGGCUGGCAUUGUCACGCAGUUCGUCCCAAAAUUGCGUCCCGAUCCUGCUUCAGCCUCACUCGGAUUAGAAUCCACCAUGAGCAGGACUAGGACCCUUACGUGCCAGACCAAAGGUGGCUCUAGAACCAUAGAGGUGUCGAACAUCACUCGACCAUAA
Protopolystoma xenopodis is the source of this 417-nucleotide messenger RNA. The record is from the annotation of a GenBank genome assembly. NCBI's taxonomy places the organism in Eukaryota, Metazoa, Platyhelminthes, Monogenea, Polystomatidea, Polystomatidae.